Messenger RNA from Pelobates cultripes (western spadefoot toad), 12125 nucleotides. The record is from the annotation of a GenBank genome assembly. NCBI's taxonomy places the organism in Eukaryota, Metazoa, Chordata, Amphibia, Anura, Pelobatidae.
AUGGGAGUUUGCACCCAGACCAACCCAGAUGACUUUAUCCCUGUAAAUGCCACCUACUUCACUGGUUACUUUAUGGCCAUCACACGCUUGGCAGGAUUUUCUCUGAAAAGGCAGUGUUACAUUAAAAAGCCUGCAGAGACAGGCUAUGCACACCAGAACAACUAUAUUAAGCCUUUAAGGACACAUUGCAGAGGAGGCCAGGUGGGGAGCAGACAGUAAAAGGUCUGUAGGGCUUCGCUUCCACCAACUUUAGAACUGGAUAUUGGGUAACACAUUGACAGUUACAAUCCAUAUUAAUCUACAUAUUGCCUAGGCUUGUGAUGGAUUCUAUAAUGUCAUUUAAACAUUGUUCCACAAUCUGACUGAUUAAUGACUUGUUAAGCUUGUGACAAUAGAAUUGUCCCAACCCCUUCACAGGCGUUCCCUGUCUAUCCGUAACUAGAGGUCACAGAACGAGCUCUGGGAACAUUCUAUCUCCCGUACUACUUGAUGUUUCAUGUUUUCUUCUCAGCAACUGAAAUGGGAAUCUUCAUCCAAACUGUCGCUUUGUGCUGUCUGAUGCUGGGUGUCUCUGUAACAGGUGAUAAACAAUAUACAGAUUAUCUAUUGGAUGUCAGAAGAAAUAUGGAGUUUUACAAGUUACAAAAAAUAUUUUAUAGCAUUGACCAUCACUAACUGUCAGACUGAUUUUCCUUGUUUUGUUAACUUAUGUGAUUGGGAUUUUAUAUCGGAAGUGUUUUAGAAUGUAUCCCAUUGCUGGAGGGUGUAAAUAUCUGAUGUAUACAAGAGUUUAUGCAUUAAUCACUGAACUGCAGUGUAGUGAAUUGUAAAAUUUCUAAAUUAAGGGCAAAAAUAUAUAUCUUAGUUUCUUCACAGCUUGAAAUUUCAGACUACAUUUUACAAUUCACUAUAAUCCAAUGUUUGGUGAAUAAUCCCCUGCAGUGCAAGGAAUUGACAUAGGUACCAACAGUCCCAAAUUUGCUGCGACAGUCCCGCAUUUUGGGGUUCUCUUUCAGCAAAAAUUGGUCUCUGUCACCUGUCCCUCAUUUUAAAAUUUGCCGGCAGAUUACUAAAUGCGUGAGGGGACUGAGCACUUGCACCAUGCACAGAGCACUUUAACAUGGUCUGUGGGAGGAGGUAUACUGCCUGGCAUCCCGCUUAGGUCUCCCAUCCCAUUGACGGGCAGACCUAUACCUUGCACAGUGCCACAGGUGGACAGGGGACAUUGGCAGGUGUGACUUUAGUGACUGAGAGCAUAAUCUAGGUUUGCAGUGAGAUAAACUGAUAUUACAUCACACCAAGUGCAGGUACCAGGAUUGUUAUCAGUAAGUCAAUCUGCACCUCUGCAUUUAGCCUAAACAUCCCAGCGUUACAUGUGACAUUAAAUCAUUCCCACAAUGGAUUUCUCCUUAAAUAGACACUAAUUGUACCAGAAUAUUCACUGAGUAAGAUUAUCCUCAAUAAUGGGUCACAUGUGCUGUAAAUCCAGCCCUGAGUGAACUAAGAACUUUGGAACAGUGCAAUCUACACAUCAUUCCCUGUUCAUACACUCUGGGAUCCAACAUUCUAACCUGUGUCUGGUCUCUAGAGAUGACAGUAAUUUCUAAAACUACCCCCAAUGAGAAUAUCAAGCAUUAAAUAAUAUAUCUUCACAAGUAGGGUGAGGCACCGAGAAAGCCUCUGGCAUAACAAGGAGUUACUGCUUGAUCUAUAGGGCAAGGGUUACAAACAAUACAUCAUGGGGUAAGGAGGGUCAUGCGUAACUGGCCUGGUUCAGAGAAAGACCUAACCUAAGCACACCAGGCCAAAGACCCUAAGACCUUAACAGAUUAGGGGCAGAUUAGUCUAUGCAGCACUAAAGUUAUUUGGGCAGGCCUCCGAACCAUCCCGAUUUCUCAGUCCAGCUUUUCAGGUCCUGUCCCACCGUCCUGUUGGGACACCAGGGAACUGUUCCUAAAGAGUGUAGUGUGAGUACAUCAUUAGAGGCGCUCACUCUGUACUCAGGGAAUGAGGACUCUAGCACUGAAACAGUGCUCCCUGUGUGGUCUUUGCUCAGCGGGUUGGGACGGCUUGAUUGGCAGGCAGCCUGAUAUGCAUUCACACCGGGCUAACCUGCCAGUAAUUUGGGGAGACUCAAACCUUCCCAGGCAGGUCUGUCCCCUUUGGACAUGAUCACUGCACGGGCUUUGCCCCUUCACCCCUCCCUAUGUUGGGGUGGGGGGUGAUUCUGCAGUUUGUGUUGUACCUGGGGAGGAUAUCGGUGCCUGUCUGGACACAUGCUAUGACAGUGGCAAUCACAUUUCAGGGGAGCAGCGGAUCACAAAAUAACCAUCAGGCAGCUAGGACCUAAUGCAAUGUAUAGGCCUGGAACUUCAGCUGCAAGCAGACCCUGGUCCAUGGGGCAAAGUAGAACAGUCACCAUGGAAACCACUGGAAUAUUCAUAAACAUAGAUACUGGUUGCUUCUGUUAGAACGUUUAGAUGUAUUUGGCAAAUAUGUCUGUUUUUCCAACAGGGGUGUCUAUGUUUCAAGCUCCAUUUAACAGUGAACUAUGGUGCCUACAAUGCUCUGUCAGCAAAAUGAUAAAAUCGGGCAGUCAUUCAGGCCUGUGAUAAAAUAUAAAGAAGAUAAGAAUGAUUUAGUGUUUUUCAUAUGAGGAGUAAUCUAGGAUUGCUGGGACCUCUGUACAUUGUAUUGUACAAACGCACGAGCCAAAGUCUAAUUACUGUGAUAACCUGCAUUGGCCAAACCCUUUAAACAGUUUAUCAUACAUACAAAAUAUACCAAUAGCAGUCUGUUAGAUACAUCACAUACUACAAUAACAGUUUAUUAUAUAGACACGAUAUACCAAUAGCGGUUUAUAAUAAAUACCAGAUAUGCCAAUAGCAGUCUGUUAUAUACACCACAUAUUUCAAUAACAGUUUAUUAUAUAUGUGGCAAAGAUGCCUCUGCCACAAGUUCCUGUAGGAGCCUGCUGGGUAGCCUCCUGCCCAAGGACUAUAGGCCAUGUAACAGACAUGCUAAAAGACUGUGUUCGUGGGAUUUCCCUGUAUGGUUUGGGAACUGAACAAACCCACAAAGGUCCACCCGGAUGCUUGUUAAGUCCUAUUGACACCUUUUAAUGAUUCACACCUCAGUCGGCUGGGUGGCCGCCAUUCGAAUGCAUGAACACGUGGUGGCAGCCAUCUUGUUCGCACAAACACAGGCAGUGGUUAUCACGGCACUGCCGAGUACUCACUCGCUUCUAGGCUCCCAUGGGCUCCUCAUGGUGGAGCCGCGGCACUUUCCGCUCUCCAAGCCUCCUCUCCUGGGUCUGCGGUGGUUCCCUGACUUCCUUUUAUAGACCCUGCUUCCUCCACCUGUGGUGGCUGAUCGCAUCUCCCUAUUUAAACCCUACACGCCUCUCAGUCGGUGCUUGGUUAUUUUCCUUGCUCCUGUAUCCUAGCCUUUUGACCUGAUUCCUGAUCCUUGGACUCCUGGCUAAGGGGCUGAAAGUGCUAAUGGUGUCCCGGCGAUAGCUAGGAAGCGUGCUUGGCGGAGGUACCCAGUCGGGGUACCAGGCGGUCAGCCACAAUAUAUACCAAUAUCAGUUUAUCAUAUAUACAGCUGGACUUUGUGCUUAGUGUAUGAUUAAUAACUUAAUAAAGGGGAUAAUUAAAUGAGUAAACUUUUUAAUCUUGUUAUGACGCCCAUGAAACGUGUUAUUGUGUGAAAAUCUGAAGAAUACAAGAACCAACCACGUUCAUUCUACCGUAAUGUAACCGUAAUGUAACCUGUAAACUACUACAAUCACAUACAUAUAAGUAUGUUAACGCUAUAUAAAUAAAAUAUACAUACAUAGCCUGGGGCAGAGGAGGGGCAGUUGGAGCCUGGGGCAGAGGAGGGGCAGCUGGAGCCUGGGGCAGAGGAGGGACAGGGAGUACAUGGGGCAGAGGAGGGGCCGGGGGAGCCUGUGGCAGACAAGAAGCAGGAGGAGCCUGGUGCAGAGGAGAAACAGGGGGAGUCUGGGGCAGAGGAGGAGCUGCGGGAGCUGAGGAGGGGCAGGGAGAGCCUGGGGAAGAGGAGGGACAGGGAGAGCCUGGAGCAGAAGACUGGCAGGGAGAUCCUGGGGCAUAGGAGGGACAGGGAGAGCCUGGGGCAGAGGAUGGGCAGGGAGAUCCUGGGGCAGAGGAGGGACAGGGAGAGCCUGGGGCAGAGAACAACAUAUACAUUUGAAAUGACAGCAACUAUUUUAAGUACAAACAUUUUUCUAAUAUGAGUAGAACUAUUUAUGGAGAUGGACUACCAAGGGGUACACAAGUGAAAACAAAAUGUUGGGAACCACUGCCCUAGUCCAUUUCCUCUCAAGUCCUACUCUCUUUAGGAUCUAUUUUUUUCUAUAUUUUGCUUUUUCUUAGGGCAAGAAAAUGCUCAACCUGUAGUGGCUACAAAGUAUGGGAGACAAAGUGGGAAAUUGGUGACAGUAAGAGGUACAGAGCGUAGAGUACAUGUGUUUCUUGGGAUUCCUUUUGCUAAGCCUCCUGUUGGAGAAUUACGAUAUGUCCGUCCGCAACCCCCAGAACCUUGGAACUCCCUAAGAGAUGCAACUAAAGACCCUCCAAUGUAAGUAUUAAACAUAACAGUAUGGCAUUAAGGUAUGCAGAGCUUCUCCAAUUCAUAAAUAAUUAGAUUUAAAUAGCUGAUAUUUGUUUAGUCAAUUUUACAAAUACCAUUAUUCAACACCAGGGGGCGCCAAUUUACCUCAUACGUACGUGGUCAAAGCUGAGAAUCUACAGUAUUGCUUGACGUUUAAUGGUCAUAGCAUCUUCAUAUUCACCGCAUAUCGACACUCCUUCGCAGAGUACAGAGAUAUCAUACAAUAUGACUGGAUUUCGUACACUUACCAUUUUUGAGUUCCUCUGUUAGAAACAAGUAUGGAUUAUUCAUUAACAUUCAUAGGGUUAUUCAACACACUGUGAGAUAUUCACAGUCAGUGUAACAUACAUUUUAGGUCAAAAUAAUAAUAAUUAUUAAAAAAAAAAAUGGUUAUUAAACCGAAAACACGGCUGCCGUGGAGAAUAUUUUUUUUUAAAUAUUGGCUACUUUGUCCAAGAAUUUAAAAUUAAUAUUCUGAAUAUUUAUAGCAUUCUCUAAAUUCCGCAUACUCCUGUUCUGGAUUAUCAACAACAUUCUGGGGUCAUUCAAAAUUUGCAAAAUUUGUACAUUGUUCUCAAAUUUGGAUCCAGCAAAAUGGCUGAAAUCUUACUGUAAAUUAAAUUGUAGAGAUAGCUUAAUUCAUUCCACUUGUGACAGGUGUUUACAAAGUAAAGAAGAAACAGUGAAAAUGACUGAGGCCUUCAGAGCAGAGUGUACGGUUCCCCCACUUUCGGAGGACUGCUUGUAUCUAAAUAUCUACACUCCCGGAGAUCGAGACAAGGAUUCCAAGUUACCAGUGAGUACUGAUACAUUAUAGCAAGGUUGGAAUUCUGCCUGAUUUACUAAUAGGCGGGAGCAGAGGAGAGAAGAACACCUUGUGAGUAGGUACAUUUGACUUUUGUCCAUCUCCACUAUCUCCCACCAUCUCGCUAUGCCACAGCCAGACUGUUGGUGGCUGCAAUGUUCACCAGUCUAACGAUGUUUGUGCCACUGUUAGAAUAGAUCUCUCUUCCAACCACCAUGUAUCAUUAGUGUUUGCACUGUGACUCCUAUUACCUCCGUAAGACAUUGUGUGAUGAACACAACCAAGGCCCAUGUUUUUGGGCCAGUUUAGGCCAUUUAUCCUGUAUGCUAUGUACUUCACCACUAUAUCUCUUAUAUAUUAUAAGGUUACAUAAGACUGGUUUAUGAAAAAUGAAAAUAGGGAACAGGCUGCGCCAAAUAUUAAUGUUAACUAAACAAGUGUAUGAACACAAUAUAUCAAUGUAAAAUAGCUUAAGUAAUAAUAGCUUAUAUUUUGUAAAAUUUAUACAUCGUCUCUCAUCUCUAAACCAACACUAUACACUACAGUCCCGACACGCGUUUCACCAUUACGGCUCUUCCAGGGGACUUCCUGAGUUUAGAGCCGUAAUGGUGAAACCGCGUCUGGACUGUAGUGAAUUGUGUUGGUUUAGAGCCGUAAUGAUGAAACGCGCCUCGGGAAUUGCUACUUUGUUUCAUCUCUCCCUCCCUGGUUAAUUAGUGAGUGGACAAGUGUUACUUUUGUUACUUUAUUUUCCGUCUAUAUAUUUCUUCUGCACAUCGCAGCUUACAGUGCUAUUAUUUCCACUAAAUUACUGAGUUAUAGCAAACAGCUUUGGACUUAUCUUAUCUUUUUCAAAUUUUGUAUAAUAAUUUUUGUUUAAUAUUAUUUUAUUUAGAUUGUUUGUCAAUUUAAAUAUGAUAUUCUCCUAUUCCUUGUAGGAUUCUUUACCUACCAAAGACAUUGACUGGAUUCACUAUAUUGGUGUGCAAGUUUUUAAAAAAUAUUUGUGUGAGGGGCAAAUAAGGCCGUAUAGGAAGUUAAAGGGAAAUAAGUCGGUUGAGGUGUGCCGGAACCGACGUCUUGGUAGGCCUGUAAUGGGUGCCCUCUGCCCACCCAUGAGGUGUAAUGAAAGUAUAGAUAAAGGGAGUGGAGGGUGGGGACAUGCGAGUCGCUAAAAAACGUAGGAAAGGUAAGUAUGGGGGUUUAAAUAGGUACCAUGCCUCUUUUGUUUAUAGUGUAUUCCUCCUGGGGGAUACCCCCUCCCACCCCCACUAUUAGAGUAACUUGAUAAUCUCUCCCUAGAUGAUUUCUUUUGCUUAGUUAUUCUAGUAGAUAAACACAAAAAGAAAAAAAUCUUGUGCUAUAUUGUCUUAAAUAACAUAAACAAUAGCAUCAACAAUAGCAGAAUGGCUAAUGGAAAAGCACUCACAAACACAGACUGGUUAAAGUAAAACUCUUAAAUAUCGGACUCAGGGAGGAUCAGCCCCUGGUGUGCGUAGGAUCCUAUCGAUACACUUCCAGCCAUCAGGUAAAGUAUAUAAUAAGUAUUUAUUUAAAACAAACAGGUUAAAAAAACUUAUUCCAGCAUCAGUGUCCCAUAACAGCUCACCAGCCCCUUCUACAAUUGAGAGUGUGUCCGGCACGAGCCCAAACAGGAAGUAGACAGUGAUCACUGAUCGGAACGAGCAACCAAGCCUAAGAGAAGAAUGGGAAUGGGCAGUUGUUGUACAUACCGGACACGCUCUCAAUUGCAGAAGGGGCUGGUGAGCUGGUAUGGGACACUGAUGCUGAUGCUACAAUACAUUUUAAAAAAAAUCUUUUUGAUUUAAAUAAAUACGUAUAUACUUUACAUUCACUACGACUGAUACCUUUUUGAAUCUUAUUACCAGGAUUAUUUUGUCGGUUGCUGCAAUUUGUACUCUUUGGUUUAUUUUGCGCCAUCUUAUUUAUAUAUAUAUAUAUAUAAAUAUAUAUAUAUAUAUACACAUACAUGUUUAGAUGUUUUACAAUCUGUUCCCUGACUAAUCUAGGUUAUGGUAUUCAUUCACGGAGGAGGGUUAGUGAUUGGAGCAGCGACGAUGUACGAUGGGUCUGCGCUGAGUGCGUAUGAAAAUGUUGUGUUGGUGUCGAUCCAGUACAGACUGGGUUUACUGGGAUUCUUCAGGUACUGUACUGAACUGGGCAUGUAAUAUACUAUGAUCCCUAUCCCAAACCUGCACUUGUUUUCCUCUGAACCACCAUCAGCAAAAUGACCGUAUUCCACUGGAGAAGAAUUUAAAAAUGUAUAGAAUGUCCAAAAACUAAAACAAAACACACAGGCAGACAUUAUUUCUAAUCAUUCUUCUGGAGCUGAGAACUAAACUCCCCUUUCUAAUUCUUGUAUACCCAGUACCGAGGACUUGAAAAUACCUCCAAAUCUUGGAUUUUUGGAUCAAAUUGCUGCUCUUCAAUGGAUUCGCGAAAAUAUUAAGGAUUUCGGAGGGGACCCUCGAUCUGUUGCUAUAUUUGGGGAAUCUGCAGGAGGACUGAGUGUUUCUGCUCAUGUAAGUUUCACCUAAUCCAUUCUUUGACUAGUCUAUUAAUUAUCACCCAGGACAUAUUUGAAAACAAUGGGGGUAUAUGAUUAUUCAUUUCUUCCUUCCUGGUAAUAUGUUUUCAAAGCAAGUCACCCUCUUUCGCAUAAUUUCAGCCCACCGGUAUGUCCCCUCGAGUGAUAUAAUGUGUAUAUGUAAUGCAUGUUUAUUUUAAAGUUAAUAAAUGCGUUUGCAUUUGUGUUUUUUAAAAUCACCUUCUGUGCCCCCUCCUGUUUUUUCUAAUUAUUUCUUUUUUGCCUAUUUGCAUACAUUUUAGGUGUUAUCGCCCUUAUCUAAGGGAUUGUUCCACAGAGCCAUUGCCGAGAGUGGAACAGCAAUAAUGCCUGGACUUAUAGCCACCCAACCUAAACGGAUGGCUGCAGUAAAUCGCGUAAGCAUCACGUAAAGUGUAUGUACAUACUGGAGGCUACAGUCUAUUGCUAUACGAAUCAAAAAUUACAUUACUAAACUAGGCUGUUAUUAGGGGUAUAUUGGAUCUGUAAAUACUUUUAAAAAAUAAUAAUUCUCUGCAUAUUAAGCAGUUGGAUUUGAUUGUAUUUUUUUUAACCAAAAUUGGUGCAUUUUUUUUGGCAGCUCAUUGCCAAUAUAUCUGGCUGUGAUUUGGCAGAGGUGGCGGACUGCUUGAAGUUGAAAACGGAAGAAGAACUUCUUUCAAUCAUUUCAGAGAUGGUAUGGAAUUUGUUGGGGAAACUUUUUACCUGUGGUCAGCGUGUAGCCACAACUGCUUAUGUAUAAAUUGGGAUUAGGUGUGAUAUUUCCGGUGACCUCCAGGGACCUGGAAUGAGGUCAAGGUCAGGUAAAGCAGAAUUGUGCAAUGUCAGAGCUGGUCCAGUUUGCUACAUUCGAUAUAAUGAAGGAGCUGUUAGUAGGAGGGUUGAGCACAAAAUAUUGUAACUGGUUAGACCAGGCUUCCCCAAACUCCACCCCUCCAGAUGUUGCUGAACUACAACUCCCAUGAUUCUCAGCCUAUCUAUUCCAUUCAUAGAAUUGUGGGAGUUGUAGUUCGGCAACAUCCAGAGUUUGGAGAAGGCUGGGUUAGACCAAGGAAAGAAUCAGGAAAAAAGGACAGACUUGGUGCCAAUCUCAAUGAAGGGCUUUAAAAAGCAGUCACUAGACAAACAACAGCUGGUUAUAUAAGAGUAGAUAACAAGGGCAGAAAACAGAGAAAGCCAGAACAGGUUACAGUGUCAGCCCCUAGUAAUGUAUAUCCGACAAACACUGUAAGAAAUAAUUUUGUCUCUGCACAGAAGUUUAUACCUUUACCUGGGUGUGUUGAUGGCGAGUUCUUUCCCAAACCCGCAGAAGAGAUCUUGGCCAAUAAAGAGAUGAAUGAUGUUCCGUUAAUGAUUGGUGUCAAUGACCAUGAGUGCGGUUGGCUCCUUCCAUCGGUAAGAUCUUUUCCCAGAGUCCUUCUACUAAACUAUUUUAUCAUUUCAUCCACAUUCCCCUCAUAUGUUUAGAGUUCAUUAAGAAACCAUAGCUUCCAGAACACAUAGGUUUUAUAACAAUAACAUUAGCAUUAAAUUAUAUUAUUAAGAAGACAAUACAUGUUUUAUUCUUGAAUAUCAUUUGGCAGAAAUGUUCCACUGAGACAUUUAGAUGUGUUUAAUUAAAAUUAUUAUUAUUUUACCAGUCCUUGAACAUGAGUGGACUAACAGAAGGAAUGGAUAAGGAAAUGGUCCGAUCUACCCUGAAUUCUUUCCAUUUCUUGGUAAGACCCAUGUACAGUUUAUAUCUGAAUAUCAUGUGCCAGAAGGAUGAAUUUUCACAAAAACCAUAGUAGCAGGCGUUUAGAUGGUAUAUAAUAACAGUGGGAAGGCAGAGAGCAAUAUAGUAUAAAUAUGGAACCUGUCAGACUGUGUGCGUGUAUUAUUAUCAAACUCACAUAUUUUAGAGCCAUUCUGUGCCCAGAAUAGCACACCUCACCUCAAUCUCUAUUUCAGGGAUGUAUUCUCUCUGUUUCUAUAAGGAUAGGUAACCCAACACGCAGAAUAAGGACACACAAGUACAGGAAAAAUAGUAGAUUGUAGUAUGUAUUACUGGACCUUAGAGUGGCAUGGCUUAACAUGGAAAGAACAUGAGAUAGAGGUGUCAAAUAACAGACCAGGUUCAAGAGCAGUGGAGAUAUAUUAAGUCAGUAAUUAAGCAAAGGUCAGGGUCACAGGGAACAGAGUAGGAGAGACAAGCCAAGAUCAAUAACCAGGAAUCAGAGUAUAGAAAAAAAACGUGUUCUCAGAUAACCAAACUGGAAACCACAAUGGGGCAUUUAGCAGAUGUAAAGCUCAUGUAUUCAUAGGCCUGGGGGCGUUUCCUUGGUAGCCAUGCCCCAAAAUGUGAGUAGGCAUCUAUAAUGUAGUGAUUAUGUCACAAUGUGGGUGUGGCUUAAUGGGCAACAAAAGGGGUGGGGCUACAGCAUCUGGCGCCAGAAACGCUAACAAAGGUGUCUUAGGGUGUGAAACUGAAUUGGUGUCCACUUGGGGUUUGCAGGGGCACCAGGUAAGGGAUGUAGCACAAAGAUAUGUAUCCUAACAGUUUGUGAAAUUAAACAAAGAUCUAUCUCUCUAUCUAUUUAUCAUUUCAUAUAUUGUAGAAAGAAAAAUGAAAAACCUCAGAAAAAGAGAGUGCUCCACAGGAGAAGUGUCAGCAUUUUUAGUAGAAUUUCUACUAACCUGCUUAUUUUAUUUUUUAGGGGAUCUCAUCUGAUGAAACUCGUUUGUUGAUGGAAGAGAAAUUUGGAACAGAUGACCGUUUUGAACUCCGAAACCAGUUAUGGCAUCUGUGCGGUGAUUUGAUGUUUGCUAUACCUGCUCUUAAAACUGCAAAGUAUCACCGGGGUAAGUGACAUAAACAGAGAUUUACGUGUGCACAUAGAACAAGUAACAAGGGGUUCAUGUUCUACUGCUGAGAAAGACAUGUUUUACUAAGCUCAUACAUCGUAGACAUAAUUUGACAAUACUUGUCUAUUUUUCUUUGUGCUUCUCAUUUGUAUGUCUGUCCUAAAAGACAUAGGCACAUGCAAGGAUUGUGCCAGUUAAUCCAGGUACACAUAAAAUGCAUGGUUCAAUUGUCCACACUGCCCAGAUAUAAAUCCUUGCCUGGAGCUAUUUCUCAAUUCCAUAUAGCUCAUUGUUCAGCUCUUAAUUAAACAUUGUUUGUUUAAGUUUUAUCCUAUUUGUAGAAUCAAAUUGACUUUCCAAUCUUGUAGAUUCCGGGAAUCCUGUUUACUUCUAUGAAUUUCAGCAUCGCCCUUCCAACUUCAAGGAUACAAAGCCAGAUUUUGUCAGGGCAGAUCAUGGAGAUGAAAUUCUGUCUGUUUUUGGAGCCCCGUUCUUAAACGGAGAUGUCGUUUUCAAAGGUAAGUCACCCAAUAGUAAAUAAUGGGAAUUUCUUCUAUUGACUAGAUUUUAUACUUCUCUUUAUGUGUUUUUCAGUUUGAAUAAUGAAAAUAUAUCACUUUGCUUCCAAGACAUAGCUACAGAUGAAGAAAUUGCCCUCAGUAAAACCGUGAUGAAAUACUGGGCCAACUUUGCUCGAACUGGGUGAGAUAUCAGUAUCUUUUGCUUUGAUUGUGACCUGAUAUACACACCUAAUAUAUCAUCAACGGGUACUUGGCACUGCUGGAAAUAGUGGACUUAGGGUAGUGAUGGCGCAGCUGGCGUUAGGAACUGUUUGAGGUGGCCCAAGCCCAUGAGCAUGUGGUCAAAUUUGCCUUCUUCCUUCUACUAUUAGAAGUGAACCGAUUUUAUUGUUCGUUGGGGCUACUGAUUUUAUAACUUAAUUAGGUGUGGGCAUCUCUUGGUAAAGCUUCUCAGACAGUAAUGAAGAUAAUAAUAAAUAAUAAUAAUUAUAAUAAUAAUUAAUGGACAUUUACUAAUUAUUGAUAACUUGAUCUCUUCAUCCACAGUGAUCCCAAUGGACCUGGUUUGGUCAAAUGGCCACAAUACGGUGAAGAUGAAAAUUACCUGGAAAUUAACGUGAAACAGAAAGCGAGUAACCAUCUGAAGCAAGAAGCUCUUGAUUUCUGGACCAAGACUGUACCAGAACGAAUGAGAAAUCUGUCAGAGGAAAAUGAAGACCACGAGGAGUUGUAA